AUGUCACGAGCUCAGGCACCCAACCCCGCGGGGUCCCGCAAGAUCUCCUUCAAUGUGAGUGAGCAGUACGACAUUCAGGAUGUGGUUGGCGAGGGUGCUUAUGGAGUUGUUUGCUCGGCAAUUCACAAGCCUUCAGGCCAAAAGGUGGCCAUCAAGAAGAUCACUCCCUUUGACCACUCCAUGUUCUGUCUGAGAACCCUCAGAGAGAUGAAGCUUCUGCGUUACUUCAACCACGAGAAUAUCAUCUCCAUCCUGGAUAUCCAGAAGCCCCGAAACUAUGAGACGUUCAACGAGGUCUAUCUCAUCCAGGAACUCAUGGAGACGGACAUGCACAGAGUUAUUCGCACUCAGGACCUUUCCGACGACCAUUGCCAGUACUUCAUUUAUCAGACCCUGCGUGCUCUUAAGGCUAUGCACUCAGCAAAUGUCCUCCACAGAGAUCUGAAGCCUAGCAAUUUGCUCCUGAAUGCCAACUGCGACUUGAAGGUUUGCGACUUUGGUCUCGCACGUUCCGCCGCUUCGCAGGAGGACAACUCGGGUUUCAUGACUGAAUACGUCGCCACCCGUUGGUACCGUGCCCCCGAGAUCAUGUUGACCUUCAAGGAGUACACAAAGGCCAUUGAUGUCUGGAGUGUUGGCUGUAUUCUGGCUGAGAUGCUCAGUGGCAAGCCCCUGUUCCCCGGCAAAGACUACCACCACCAGCUCACUCUGAUCCUGGACGUUCUGGGAACUCCGACCAUGGAGGAUUACUACGGCAUCAAGUCGCGCCGUGCCAGAGAGUAUAUUCGCUCGCUCCCCUUCAAGAAGAAGGUUCCCCUGCGCACCUUGUUCCCCAAGACGUCAGACUUGGCCCUGGACCUGCUGGAGAAGUUGCUGGCCUUUAACCCAGUUAAGCGCAUUACUGUCGAGGACGCUCUCAAGCACCCGUACCUUGAGCCUUAUCACGACCCUGAGGAUGAGCCUACUGCGCCCCCGAUCCCCGAGGAGUUCUUUGAUUUCGACAAGCACAAGGACAACCUGAGCAAGGAGCAACUGAAGCAGCUCAUCUACCAGGAGAUUAUGCGGUAA
Molecule: messenger RNA, 1068 nt
Organism: Pestalotiopsis fici W106-1
Lineage: Eukaryota; Fungi; Ascomycota; Sordariomycetes; Amphisphaeriales; Sporocadaceae
Product: Mitogen-activated protein kinase
Exons: 4
Coding region: 1-1068 (355 amino acids)
Biological process (GO): intracellular signal transduction; protein phosphorylation
Cellular component (GO): nucleus; cytoplasm
Molecular function (GO): MAP kinase activity; ATP binding
Source: RefSeq, a predicted model, not a curated record